Rotaria socialis is the source of this 246-nucleotide messenger RNA. The record is from the annotation of a GenBank genome assembly. NCBI's taxonomy places the organism in Eukaryota, Metazoa, Rotifera, Eurotatoria, Philodinida, Philodinidae.
AUGAUAUAUUUUAAUAAAAUAUAUCAAUUAUGUAAUCCAGCAAAACAUUUAUGGUGGUUUUGUCCUUGGCCAAAUACUCAAACAACAGUUUGCAGUUGGAAUGAUCAUUUUUCAAUAAUGACUGAACGAAUUCGUUCUCCGGAAUCAUAUGAAGAAAUAUUUUCAUCACUUCCAAAAGUUCGAUCUUCUUUUGAAUUUAACAAUUUAACAUUGAAAAAAUGUACUGAACCAUCAAUAGAUAUAUAA